AUGCCUACUCUGCACAUACUCCCACCUGAAGUAGGGAGACUGACACAGUUAGAAAAGCUGGACCUGUGCUCUAACCCACUACAGACGUUACCCGCGGAAGUUGGACAUUGCACCAACGUCAAACACUUGGCUCUGUCCCACUGCCAGCUGCGCACACUCCCAUUUGAAGUGUGGAAACUGACACAGUUAGAAUGGCUGGACCUGAGCGAUAUCCCACUACAGACGUUACCCGCGGAAAUUGGACAGCAUACUAAAGUCAGACACUUGAAUCUGUCCCAUUGUGAGCUGUACACAUUUCCACCUGAAGUAGGGAGACUGACACAGUUAGAACAGCUGGACCUGGGCUCUAACCCACUACAGACGUUACCCGUGGAAGUUGGACAGCUCACUAGCGUCAGACACUUGGAUCUGUCCAACUGCGAUCUGCACACACUCCCACCUGAAGUGGGGAAACUGACACAGUUAGAAUGGAUGGACCUGAGAUCUAACCCACUACAGACGUUACCCGUGGAAGUUGGGCAGCUCACUAGCGUCAGACACUUGGAUCUGUCCAACUGCGAUCUGCACAAACUCCCACCUGAAGUGGGGAAACUGACACAGUUAGAAUGGAUGGACCUGAGAUCUAACCCACUACAGAGGUUACCCGCGGAAGUUGGACAGCUCACCAAUGUCAACCACUUGGAUCUGUCACGAUGCCAGCUGCGCAAACUCCCACCUGAAGUGUGGAAACUGACACAGUUAGAAUGGCUGGACCUGAGCGGUAACCCACUACAGACGUUACCCGCAGAAUUUGGACAGCUCACUAACGUCAAACACUUGAACCUGGCAAACUGCCAGCUGCACACACUCCCACCUGAAGUGGGGAGACUGACACAGUUAGAAUGGCUGGAACUGAGAUCUAACCCACUACAGACGUUACCCACGGAAGUUGGACAUCUCACUAACGUCAAAUACUUAAAUCUGUCCCACUGCCAGCUGCACAUACUCCCACCUGAAGUAGGGAGACUGACACAGUUAGAAAAGCUGGACCUGUGCUCUAACCCACUACAGACGUUACCCGCGGAAGUUGGACAUUGCACCAACGUCAAACACUUGGCUCUGUCCCACUGCCAGCUGCGCACACUCCCAUUUGAAGUGUGGAAACUGACACAGUUAGAAUGGCUGGACCUGAGCGAUAUCCCACUACAGACAUUACCCGCGGAAAUUGGACAGCAUACUAAAGUCAAACACUUGAAUCUGUCCCAUUGUGAGCUGUACACAUUUCCACCUGAAGUAGGGAAACUGACACAGUUAGAACAGCUGGACCUGGGCUCUAACCCACUACAGACGUUACCCGUGGAAGUUGGGCAGCUCACUAGCGUCAGACACUUGGAUCUGUCCAACUGCGAUCUGCACACACUCCCACCUGAAGUGGGGAAACUGACACAGUUAGAAUGGAUGGACCUGAAAUCUAACCCACUACAGACGUUACCCGUGGAAGUUGGGCAGCUCACUAGCGUCAGACACUUGGAUCUGUCCAACUGCGAUCUGCACAAACUCCCACCUGAAGUGGGGAAACUGACACAGUUAGAAUGGAUGGACCUGAGAUCUAACCCACUACAUGCGUUACCCGCGGAAGUUGGACAGCUCACUAACGUAAAGCACUUGGAUCUGUCACGAUGCCAGCUGCGCACACUCCCACCUGAAGUAGAGAGACUGACAAAGUUAUAUUGGCUGGGCCUGAGCGAUAACCCACUACAGACUUUACCCGCGGAAGUUGGACAGCUCACCAAUGUCAACCACUUGGAUCUGUCACGAUGCCAGCUGCGCAAACUCCCACCUGAAGUGUGGAAACUGACACAGUUAGAAUGGAUGGACCUGAGCGGUAACCCACUACAGACGUUACCCGCAGAAGUUGGACAGCUCACUAAUGUCAAACACUUGAACCUGGCCAACUGCCAGCUGCGCACACUCCCACAUGAAAUGGGGAAACUGACACAGUUAGAAUGGCUUGACCUGAACUCUAACCCACUACAGGCGUUACCCGUGGAAGUUGGACAGCUCACUAAAGUUUCACACCUAUAUGUCUAUGGAGAUCCUCUUAUAAAACCACCAGUAGAAGUCUGUAGUCAGGGGAUUUCCGGUAUUAGACAAUACUUUGACGAACUAGAACGCUCAGAAGAAAAUGUAAGCGCUCGUCUGAAAGUGGUCGUAUUGGGAGAGAAAAUGGCUGGAAAAACAAGCCUGGUACAAACGCUGCGCAGGGGCGUGUCCUCUCUGACAGAAGAAGAGGAUCGCACACACUGUGUAGAGAUAACUCAGUGGACACCUGAUGACAACAUCACGUUUGAAGUGUACGACUUUGGCGGACACGACGUGUACCAUCUCACUCAUCAGUUUUUCUUGACACAAGAUGCCUUCUACCUAUUACUCGUGAACCUUGAGACAUACAGCUGCACUGAACAGCGUUACACAGAAGCCGUGGGGUUUUGGCUGGACACAGUGAAUGCCCGAGUGCCGGGGGCGGUGGUUUCAUUGGUCGGGAGUAAGAAGGAUCGUUGUCGAUCUUAUGAUGUAAUAAGAGAGGAUAUUCAGAGAAGAAUUGAACUGCAAAAGGAGAUGUGGGAAAGACAACGCAUUGCAAGACUGACGAGCAUUCAGGCGUCGCAACAGACUGGUUCCUCCGAGUUAAUGGAAGACAUAUCCCAACAACUUGCACAUAUAGAUUACCUAUCGAGGCAAAGACUCCGUAUUGUUGGAAACUUACUUUGUGUUUCUGUAAAACCGGAGUCCUGGUUUGGGAGAUUUUUUUCUAGAUCUCCAUCCUGGGUGAGUCUGAGGAAUCUUCUGUUAGAAACAGCAAAUAACAAAACAUUGUUUCCGACGUUAAGAAGAGUCUUGCCAAAGACAUGGGUGUUGUUUCAACAGUUGCUUAAAGUUUCGAUGGAUACGGAAACUGAAAGCUCUGACGAAGAAGGCUCUGACGAUAAAAGUCUAUCAUCUGGAGAAACGUCUUCACACGGGAGAACAAAACAGCCUGCACGAUACUGGCUGACAUUGACUGAGUUUAAACGCAUUGGAAGACUCGCAGAACUCUCAGUAGAGAGACUGGAGCCAGUCCUGUCUUACCUGCAGCAGGUGGGAACCAUUCUCAGGUACACUGACAUACCUGAACUCAAGGAGCUUGUCUUCCAUGAUCCUCCUGCCCUGAUUGAAUUCUUCAAGAAUCUGUUCCAUCACAGUACCAAAGCAAUAUUCGAAACACCCAGACUACAGAGUGCUAAUUAUACACGCGUACAGCUGAGUGGUUUUGAAAAGGAUCUUUGCGACUGUGGACUGAUCCGGAAGGAUGUGCUGACAUGUAUGCUACCGCCAAAUAUCUCUCCCGACAUUGUUACAGCUCUGAUGCAGCAUUUUGGUCUUUGCUUUGAGUUAAAAGUCAGUGAUAAAACAGACCCCGCUCAACACACUGUUCUGUACAAAAUACCUUGGUACCUGCACAAGCAAACGCCAGGGGAGUUGAUGAGUGUUUGGCAAGAACACUUGCCAGAGGAACAAGAACAGCUACAGCUGAUGUGUGACAUCAGAGGAUUCUGUCCCCGGGGACUGUUUCAGAGGUUCAGUGUUGGGAUUCACCAUCUUGUCAAGGACAGGAUAGACUGGAAAGACGGCCUCAUGGCCUACAGACAAGACUAUCCCAUACUGGUGUGUUCCAAACCUGUUGCAGACGACACCUACAUCACCAUGGCAACCAGAGGCAGGCUUCCCCAGGCAGGUGAGAUGUGGGGCGUGGUCCACCCACUGCUGGAGGUGCUGAUCCAGCUGCUGCAGGAGUGGCCAGGUGUGCUGUACUCCCUCCACGUCACCUGUGCGCACUGCAUCAAGGCAAGACUGGACAACCCGCACCAGUACGACCUGAGGGACCGGACUGCAGAUGACGGCCGUGACGUCAGGUGUCCCAGAGUCAAACAUACAGCAUCUACCUCGGCAGACAUUGUCUACAGACCAAGCAGGUUGUCCGUUGUCACGAGUAGAACAUCCCUGACCCAAAUGAGGCCAUCUCAGCAAAAUGACUACUACAAGAUGACCUCCGACCCGCGCGGUCUCGCCCUGAUCAUCAGCAACAUCAACUUUACAGACCCGAGUAGGAACAGACCAGGAGGGGAGAAGGACCUGGACAGGCUCAGGAAGAUUUGUGAGAAACUCAAGCUGCAGCAGAAGAUCAGAGAAGACCUUACAGCUCAGGAAAUUGAAGCUGCAGCAAACGACGUCUCCAGGAGAGAUCACAGCAGCUACGACUGUUUCGUGCUGUUCCUUCUGACGCAUGGUGACGUUGCAGGAGUGCUGGGCACAGACGGACAGCACGUGUCUGCGGAAAACAUCGUUUCUAGUUUCCAGGCCUGUCAGAGUCUUGUGGGCAAGCCUAAAAUCUUCUUUAUCCAGGCCUGUAGAGGAGUUGACAGGGACCCGGGGCAGGAACACACAGACACUACCGGUACCCUCGAUGAAGGACGCAGCACCCCACAAGCCGGGAGAGAAGCAUCAGAUGGAGCAACUGAGACCACUAAGUCACCACCUCCUCCCACAUCAGCACCAGCCGCAUCUGCAGCAUCUUUGGAGAGUCCUGAUGCUGGAGAGAGAACCUUACCGACGGCGAGCGACCGGCUAGUGAUGUACGCGACAGUGCAUGAACAACUGACGUGGCUGUUUAUAGUUUAA
Molecule: messenger RNA, 4698 nt
Organism: Branchiostoma floridae (Florida lancelet)
Lineage: Eukaryota; Metazoa; Chordata; Leptocardii; Amphioxiformes; Branchiostomatidae
Product: malignant fibrous histiocytoma-amplified sequence 1 homolog
Exons: 7
Coding region: 1-4698 (1565 amino acids)
Biological process (GO): proteolysis
Molecular function (GO): cysteine-type endopeptidase activity; protein binding
Source: RefSeq, a predicted model, not a curated record